This is a messenger RNA of Pyricularia pennisetigena, 774 nucleotides long. RefSeq lists its product as uncharacterized. The transcript is spliced from 2 exons. The coding region runs from base 1 to 774 and encodes 257 amino acids. The record is from RefSeq and is a predicted model, not a curated record. NCBI's taxonomy places the organism in Eukaryota, Fungi, Ascomycota, Sordariomycetes, Magnaporthales, Pyriculariaceae.
AUGUAUAUUGCUGAGCCACCUGCACUGCCCAUAGACAGCCCUUGGAAAGCGCACUGCCGCAACUUACAACUACAUGUUGGUGAUCCCACUUCUUACUAUGGACCACGUGCUGACCAGAAGGAAGAGAGCAAGGGCAGACAACAAGAUCUGACAAGAUUAUGUCCUGCCACGGCCAGCAAGGGUCAAGACACGACGAGGGCAUCCGGUUCCCCAUCAAAGACCCCUGCACAGCCAGAGGCCGCAAAAGCCGCACAAGCCUCCUCGAGUAAACAAGAGCCCGCUCAAAAUAAUGUGUUUCGAGGUAGUACGAAAGCGGUGGGACAGGGGGUGCUUCAAGGAGAGCCAGUGAAGCCGAAAGGCGCCUAUCACCCCGACGGUCCCAUACACUUGGCUACCCCGUUUGAUACGAUGAGAGCGCACGUCGAGACCACCGGAGAACUUGGACCAGGCAACGAUCGAACCCCUCUGAUCUCAACCUCGGAAUCGGCCAAGCAAGCCGGCAAAUUCGUAAACAAAAACAAAGAGAGGAGGAAAUCCGGGACGUUUCUCACGAUCGAUCGGGGUGCCCUGGACCCUCCUCCCACAACGGACGUUAACAAGGCCUAUGAGGACCGCAGAAUGAAGAACAAAUAUGCAAACCAGCAAGAAAUUUCAGUCGAUGGUUCAAUCCCGUCGAAAACCGUUAAAAAAGUCGACUUUAUCAGCCAGGGGACGAGAACGUCGAUCGACAACCCGAACUACAAGUCGGCGUCACCCCCCAGUGGCGGCAACUAA